Bemisia tabaci is the source of this 2748-nucleotide messenger RNA. RefSeq lists its product as uncharacterized. Gene Ontology annotation, molecular function: damaged DNA binding; 5'-3' DNA exonuclease activity. The record is from RefSeq and is a predicted model, not a curated record. Gene Ontology annotation, biological process: double-strand break repair via nonhomologous end joining; interstrand cross-link repair; telomere maintenance. NCBI's taxonomy places the organism in Eukaryota, Metazoa, Arthropoda, Insecta, Hemiptera, Aleyrodidae.
UCUAGGUGUAAACAAUCCAAACCAGAACAACUGCUUUCACAUUCCGUACCCUCAUUCCUUCGAAUUCUUCGUUAAUUUAAGCAUACAUUCGUCAGUACCAAUAGUAGUAUUUCUCGAUAAAACAAAAUUUUUCUUCUCGUGUCACCAAAUUGAUCAAAACCAAGAAGUGUCAUGAAAGGUGUUGUGAUUCCUGGGACCAAAAUAAUUAUAGAUUCUGAUGAACCAGACCCUGAAGAUGAAUAUCUUCAUUUUUUGUCUUGCGUUAACCUUGAAUCCCCGUAUGAUUUUGCAGUCAUGAAAGAUUUUAAAAGGAUCUACACAUCUGCGUUUAACAAGUGGUUUCUCAUCAAAUUUCACAAAUUCAAAUCCGAGAGAAUACAUUGUUGGGAUGAAGAAACACCUAAGGAUAUUCCAGCAAAUGCUACUGAUGUCUUUAUGAAAGUGCAGGUUAUUGACUCAAACUAUUGUGUUGGUUCAGUAAUGUUCCUAUUUGAAGGAACAGCUGGUAAUUACUUGUACGCAGGCAAUUUUCGGUAUUAUGAGAAACUUUUAGAUGAGCCAUGCCUACAAAAGUAUCGCUAUAAAGCUAGUGAUUUGUUCGUCCUGUACCUUCAUUCCCCAUAUCCUGUCGACAGAUGUCCGUCAUUUGAAUCAAAAAACACUGUGAUGUUUAAGAUCUUAGAAUUUGCCUUGUGCUAUCCACUUGAUCAUUUCAUUUUUGUUUCUCCGCAUAUUGGAAAUGAAGAAUUGUAUGUGGCCCUCUCGCAGGAGUUAGGGGUGAGAAUUUAUGUGAAUUCUAAACAAUUGAAAAUAUUGAAGCAUCUGAAGUUGGAUCAAUACUUUACAGAUGAUGACGAAGAAGCACGAAUCUGGGUCGUAAAUGUGUCUGAACUCAAAGAGAUUCAAAACCGCAGCUUGACAUUUGAUGGUUCAUAUCAAAUUGUGUCUCUAUUUAUGGAGCAAGACCUCAGUUUUCUCCAAGAAGAGAUAAUGCACUUCCCAUAUCAGCCAUAUUCAUCAAGGGAGGAACUAGCCCACAUGAUCAGUGCUUUCCAUCCAUUUUCUGUCCAGAGGAUAGAAUCAUUACAUCAGGAAACCACAUCAUCCAAACUUACGGAAGGAUCUCUCCGUUCUGGCCCCAUUCAGCCAGUCCAAAAAUCAGAAACCAAAUCAUCUCACCAAAUCAAAAGUAGCAAGGAUGCUGUGAAGACAAGGACCCUUAACAAUCCAGGCUCACAGAAAGCUUUGAAGAGAAUGAGCAGUAAAGAGUGCAUUGAUCGAUUACCACACCAUAGAAAACAUGCAAAAGUUCAUGAAAAUUCAGACCGAAGACUUCAACGAACGUUUACGAAAGUAUACGCGGCUGAUCGGACCGCGUUGAGCCCCAUUGUGCCGCCUGACAAUAAGAGAUUGAAGCAAUGUGACGAGAGUGGAAAAAAAGCAAGUAAAAAAACUGUUCCGGAAUAUUUGCACAAGUCCAUUGUCGACUGGAUUAAUACGAGCCCUGUGGCGCCUGAAGAUAUGAAGUUGGGCAAGGAUUCGGAGGAUGAUAUUUUUGCCAGUUUAGAAACUUUUGACGGAAGAAAAGAGACCGUUUGUAAGGACACACCUGAGUCACAAGACAAAACCUGUGCAGAAUCAAAGUCGGCAGAAUAUUCAACUAAUGUUUCAAAAAAUCAAGAAGCCAUAAGAAAGCCUGAGUAUUUCUGGGAGUCAUUGAGAGGUUUGGACUUGUAUGAAGAUACGAGCCCUGUGGCGCCUGAAGAUGUGGAGUUGGGCAAUGAUCCGGAGGAUGAUAUUUUUGCCAGUUUAGAAACUUUUGACGGAAGAAGAGAGACCGUGUGUAAGGACACACCUGAGUCACAAGACAAAACUUGUGCAGAAUCAAAGUCGACAGUGUAUUCAACUCAUGUCUCGAAAAAGCAAGAGGCCAUAAGAAAGGUUCAGUCGUUCUGGGAGCCAUUAAGAAGUUUGGACUUGGGCUUUCCUGACAUGGUGUAAGGAUACGUUAAGUUUCCAAGAAUCAUUGUUUAAUGCAAUAUAUUUUCACACCACCUGCAAUCACCUGAACCUGCACUAUUCAACAUCACACAUCAAGCUCUUUCUUAAGAAUAGUGUGAAUAUUAUUUACUUCUUUAGUCAUAAUUUCUAACGAUCGAUCAAUUUGUUUUGUUAUGCUGUGGUUUAUUUUUUGUUGAAUUUCUGUCCCAGCUUUCUGUUAUUUUUAUUUUCAAUUAACUUUUUGUCUCCAGGUUUCUUUUUUUUAAUACUCAUUUAACUUAUAUCCAGGUUUCUAUUAUUUUUAUUUUCAUUUUACUUGGUGCCAUGCAGCUUAAGAAUUAACAAGCCUUUACCAAUACAAAUAUGGUAAUAACAUUUAUGUUUCAUACAGUAAGCAUCCCACCUCUUAUGGAGAAACUAAGCAGGAGGCAAACAUUAAGCUAUCGAAAAAAAGUUGCUAGAAUCUGGUUUCACUUCAAAUAUUUGUCAAAGAACAGAUCGAUUACACAUACAGGUACAAUUUAGCUAUUUCCUCCAAAAUAAUCUUUUGUGUAAACCCUACAAUGAAGAUGAAAGUAUGCAAACUUGAAAAUUAACUAUUCAAACGAAUCAAAUCUGGCACUCAGAGAUUUCUCUGAUGACUAAUUUUAUCGAAUAAUCUUGUUGUUCCAAUGACCAAUCGAAUACAAUAUUUCGUGCUUGCAUACUUUCAGCUUCAUUUUAGAGUUUUUAAAAUAUGUAGACCCA